Molecule: messenger RNA, 4552 nt
Organism: Hemibagrus wyckioides
Lineage: Eukaryota; Metazoa; Chordata; Actinopteri; Siluriformes; Bagridae
Exons: 14
Coding region: 421-1740 (439 amino acids)
Biological process (GO): regulation of gene expression; regulation of RNA metabolic process
Cellular component (GO): cytoplasm; nucleus
Molecular function (GO): mRNA binding
Source: RefSeq, a predicted model, not a curated record
CAACAUAUUUUUUCUAACUUUACUGCUUUCACUACUCCCAUGAUGGGACAAACUGUAUUAAGUAAGGGACUCCGAGCUGGCCUACCCUGCUGUAUAGGCUUAUCUCAGACUAAUACAGUGGGGGGAAAACAGUAAAGCUAGUCUCAGUCGGGCAGAGCUACGGGCACAUGGCCAUCUGUCUAUUCUCUGAAUACAGCUGACAACAAAGGAGGGCAAUUCUUCAUUACCAGACCAUACAGCCACUGGACACUCACACACUCACUCACAUUGUUGGAGAAACAAGCCAAACAAGAGGGGAAAAGCAACUGAGUGACACCAACCUACUGCCUCAACCUCAAUCAGCCCAGCAGUUCAUCAAGAGUAAAAUGGCGACAGAGAGAGAGGUCUGCUUAAUUCAUAUCUCAUAGCCUGUCUGUCUGAAUGUGUGCAGUGUCCAGAUCAUCAAGAAGUAUGAAUAUGAAUGAGAAAGAGGUUGCUUUGUGGUCUGAGGGAGGGCUAAAUGUCACCCUCACCAUCCGCCUACUAAUGCAUGGCAAGGAAGUGGGCAGUAUCAUUGGGAAGAAAGGGGAAACUGUCAAGAAAAUGAGAGAAGAAAGUGGAGCACGUAUUAAUAUAUCCGACGGUUCCAGCACAGAACGAAUUGUCACCAUCACUGGUGCCUCUGAGGUCAUCUUCAAAGCUUUCGCCAUGAUUGCAGAGAAGUUUGAGGAGGAUAUACUGGCCUGCAUGGUGAACAGCACAGUGUCAAGCAGACCUCCUGUCACGCUGCGCCUUGUGUUCCCUGCCAGUCAGUGUGGCUCACUUAUCGGCAAAGGAGGAUCUAAAAUCAAAGAGAUCAGAGAGACCACAGGUGCACAGGUGCAGGUGGCUGGAGACUUACUACCAGAGUCUACAGAGAGAGCAGUGACCAUCUCUGGUACCCCUAAUGCCAUUACACAGUGUGUGAGACACAUCUGCACCAUUAUGCUGGAGUCACCGCCUAAAGGAGCAACAAUCCCUUAUCGGCCAAAGCCAUCCUCUGGUGGCAAUCCCACAGUUUUAUCCCAACCACAUUCAACUCCUACCUUUGCUGUUCCAGCGCAGUACACCAUUCCUCCCCAAGACUUGACCAAGCUUCACCAGUUGGCUAUGCAGCAUAUCCCCUUUACCUCCCUUGGGCAGAGCAACCCUACCUUCCCUGGUCUGGAUAUCUCAGUUUCGCCAAGUUCUCAUGAGCUGAGCAUACCUAAUGAGCUCAUAGGCUGCAUUAUUGGCAGACAAGGCACUAAGAUCAAUGAAAUUCGGCAGAUGUCUGGAGCCCAAAUUAAGAUAGCCAGUGCCACAGAUGGUUCAGCUGUACGUCAUGUCACCAUUACUGGCUCACCAGCCAGCAUCUGCCUGGCCCAGUACCUCAUCAGUGCCAGUUUAGAGAUGGCUAAACUCAGCAUCCAGGCUGCCUCCUCUUCCUCCAGCACUGCAGUUGACCUCGGCCUGAGCUUCUCCCAGGCUGCCUCUCCUGCCUCUGCCUCUGCGGCCAUGCUAGCUGCUCCCUCGGCCAUUAACGUCCACUCACCCCAGGCCAUGCCCUCCAUCCCUACUACCCACUAUGCUCUUCCAGUCUCCAGCCUGCUUGGCAUGAAAACUGUGCCUCUGUUGGCCGUGCACACUGCAGCCUCGCCGGGGCUCGCUCCCUACACCACAAAAAUCCCUGCCUCAGCCGCUAUCAAAAAAUCGGAUCAUCAGAGGUUCACCCCCUACUGACCACAACUGACAAUCUUUCAUUUACAUGCUAUGUUUUUUUGGCGACUUUGAAGAUUUUGUAUAUUUCUGGACAAUAUUAUGCAAAUGAACAGGACACAAAUGAAAUGUGUCUUACAUCAUCCUGCAUUUCUUUUGGCAUUUCGUUUAGGAAUGAUUCAAAUAUCAAGUCAUACAUAUUUUUUUCCGACACUCCAUUCCUACCUUUUUAUAACCAUAACUAAUAUGACUAUAGUUACAGAAUAUUGAUUUUGAAACUUUGCUCAAACUGCCUCAAACAUAUUAAGGUAGUUAUAAUUAUAUGCAAUUAUAGUACAGGCAUGCACAUAAAUUUUUUGUUUUUUUUUCUUACUUAGUUUCAGUAGUCACGGUGAGUCUCUUUCUCUGAAUAUAUCAUCUGUGCUAGUUGCAUAAAAGCAGGAAAUUUACAUUUUAAUUAAUUUAGGACAAAAAAUGCAAAUAUUAGUCCCUUAAAGUAUACAACUAUGCAAAAUAUCCAUGGUUUUAGUGACAUGAGGAAAUGAGCUGCAUGUAUUGUAAAUAACACUAUACUAUUGAUAUUUGUGAUUGUAUUAUUUUCUUGAUGUUUCUGUUGUUUCCACUUAACUGUAACUAUGGACACGUUUAAUUUUUUCACUUAGACUGUAAUGGAGCAGAGGUGAUAUGCAUCACUUCUAGAAAAUGGGUUAUAUUUGUGUUAUAGUUAUUAUAAACUCUAGUAAUUUGCUGUAGUCCUUUGUCCCUAAUGGUGUACAUCUUUCCUAGGCUUUAUGUAGUAAUAGCUGGCCUGGGGCCUAUUUAGUCAUGCUGACAUGCUGCAGCCUCUCAUUUUCCCUCUGGACUACUCUAAAGCCAUAUGGUAUUCUUGAGUUCUCAGUAUUAUUCAUUAGUCCCAGCUUUGAAUAUAUGCAAAUGUAAAAAUGUAAUCUUUACUGAAGAAAAAAAUUCAACAUUACUAAACCUUAUGACUAGUGUAUUUAUUGUUCUGUUUAUUUUCAUACAGUAUUCUCUAUCUGAUGGGUAUAUACAGUAAGUGUUAGGUUAUUUUUGAUAACACUUUCCACUUCUUUCUCAUAACUGUAGGAAUGAACACUUUAAACGUUAAUUGAGCACAAAUUACCAGUGGUGUACUUCAGGGGUCCAUCCUGGGAUCUUUGUUGUUUUUUUAUGUUUGUGCUUCCCCUUGGGUACCUUUUUCAUAAAUACAAAGUUUCCUACUAUUUUUAUGCUGAUGACAAACAGUUCUAUCUCUCAUUGAAACCUGGUGAAAAAAUCUCUCUGCAACAUCUCUGAUUGUAAUACAGAUAUUUAAUGCUGGCUGUCUAAAGCCUUUCUCUAUUUAAAUAAUGACCAGACAGAAGUCAUUAUAUUUGGUCAUCCAGACUCCACAAGAACUGAAGCUGACAAAUUGGGACUCUGGUCAAGCAACAUUCAAAGCUAUGCAAAAAAAAAGUCUUUAUUUUUGAAGAAGUGAAAUUUAAGGAAUGUUGUGAAAUUUAUAUGUAUCUUGUCAUUUAAUGAUCUGGAGAUUUUUAUUCAUGCUUUUGUUUCUUCUCAAUUUGAAUAUGGCUAUUCCCUCUACAAGGAACUCAGUCAGUUAACCCUUGUCCUGUCUUGUUCUGAUCCAAAAUGCAACAGCUCGGCUCCUGACCAGCACCAGAAAGAAGGAACACAUACAGUAUUCCCUCUCUUGGACUCACUUCUCUGGCUGCCAGAGUACAAAACAGCAUUUGUUAUUUGUUAUUUGUUUUUAAAUCUCUGCAUGACUUGGCACAGAAUUACAGUCUCCUCCAAAAGUAUUGGAACAGCAAGGGCAAUUCUUUAGUGUGGGUUUUUUUUUCCUAUACACUGAAGACAUUUAGAUUUCAGAUCAAAAAAUGAUCUAAAGGUCUGGUUUUAAGGUUAAAGUCUGGUGAGUGAUUUGGCCAAUUUAAAACUUUAACUUUUUUCCCUGAUAAAGUCCUUUGUUGUUUUGGCAGUGUGUUUUAGGUCAUUGCUGCAUGAUGAGGUUCUUUCAAAAUAAAUUGGAUCUAUUUCUCUGCAAGUUCUGAAUUCAUCCUGUGCCUACCACCAUGAGUUACAUGAUCACUGAAGAUUAUUGAGCCUUUUCUAGAAGCAGUCAUGCAAGUCCAAACUAUGGCUUCCUCCACUGUGCUUGACCAAUGAGCAUAUAUGUUAUAUAUGCACUUUCCAACUCUUCGGUAGAGAUUAAUAUUGAUUUCAGAAAUUUUUUUCUUCUGCAUUCCUUUGUGAAUUCCAAUCUGGCCUUCUGAUUCUUACUGCUGAUGAGUGGUUUCCAUCUUGUAUUAUGCCCCCAAUAUUUUUGUUCUCAAAGGCUUUUUCAAAUGGUGGGUAGUGGUACCUUCACACCCGCUCUAUGGAGGUUGUUGGUGAUGUCACAGAGUGUUGUAUUUGGGUUUUCUUCAAGAUAUUGCUUUCAUCAACUGCUGUAGUCUUUGCUUGACCUGUUCCAUGUCUGGUGGUUUGGUACACCAGUGGUUUCUUUCUUUUUCAGGACAUUCCAAACUGCUGUAUUGGCUAUGCCCAAUGCUUGUGCCAGUGGCUCAAUGUGUUAAUUCUCGAUUUUCCCUCAGUGUGUUAAGUGUCCCAGAAAUUUGAAGGUCUUUAGGAUCUAAAUGUUCAAAUGUUUUUAUUUCUCCCUUGAUUUACCAAUUUAGGUUUAUUCUUUACAGUUUUUUUUAUUUGAUAAGUGUUUUAUCUCAUUCCAUUUGUCAUUUAUUUCAUUGGAAAGAUUUAGCCAAAACAAUGUACAGUAAUUGUACAGGCCUACACUCCUUGUCUUUUAAAUGUGUUA